CUGCGGUGCCCCAUCCCCGAGGCGAUCGAGGCCGGGUUGGCUGCGGCCCUGGGCAGCUGAGCUGGUGGGGGGCAGCCCUGUCUGCAGCACGGGUGGGACUGAGGGGACUUUAUGUUCCCUUCCAGUUCUGCGGUUAUGACAGUUCCUUCGGACUGCUUUUCGCUCGUGUAUAGAAUGGUUCAGCCUAAAUCCAUUUUUUUAACAAGACUUCUUUAUAUGCAUUGCUAGAAUUCUGCUUUUCUCUUACACAAACCUGCUUGGAUUUUGUGUACCUCAUACAGCUGUGUGUUAGCAACGCUUACCUGUUUUUAAUUUCCGUGGGUCAAAACUGACAUUCAUGUGGUCACCCCCUCAGUGUGUGCUGGUAGGCUUGGACUGUGACUUCCGUGUGGUUGGUAAGGCCGAGAGCAGUGAGGGAGAAGGGCCAGCAGCUUGAACUUUUCUCAGUGUUAGAGGAUGUUUCCUCUAGGUCACCUCUAGGCCAUCUCUCCCAUAUGUGUUGCUAAGAUUGCUUAAAAUCCCGCCUUGCACUUCUUGGCUGUUAAGAUGAGCAAGUUCUGUUCUGCUUAGAUAUAACGUAAAGGCGGUAUGUUCCACAGUAAUCAUGCUGCGUGGAGAACUAAAUUAUGCAGUAAGGGUUGUUUAGGUGGCAAGAAGAAAACUGCCUGGGCAUGGUUCCCUUUUUGUGAGCUGGGGCAAAAGGGCGACACGCAGACAGGCAGUCUGUGCAGGCUGUGUGUUGUGGGCGCAGUGGGACAGCUGUGCUCUGCAUAGUGCGGGCCGCAGUCCUAAUGGAUUGCUGCCGGGAGGUGGGCAUUGGCCCCGGGGGCAAGGCCUGUUCUCACCCUACACCACGUGGUGACACGUGUGGCUCAGUCUCUCCUGGGAGCUUUUCCCCUGGUGUAAGUGUGGGAGUGGAGCUGCCACGUGCCAGCUUCUGUGUUUGGUACGUUUUAAAGCGUUCUGUGGUUUGGUUUUACUUCUGAUAACACUUUUGUAGGGCUGUAUACCUUUUUUUUUUUCUUCAGUCUGUGCCCAUUACUUAUGUAAAUAGAAGACUGGGAGCCUGUGUCCCAGUGGCUCUUCUGUGUGUUUAAAAGCAGUUAAAGUGGAACUGAAAUCAAUGAAGUGCUGUCUUGUUCCUUGGAAAGCAAUACAGAACCUUUCUACAAAAGGAGAUCAGCAGAGUACUGUGUGUAUAGCAGUGUGUAGUUUUAACAAAGUACAUUUCUUAGAAAAGUGAUUAAAAGGAUUUCUUAGCUAUUGCAAACCAAAAAGAUGCAGUUAUCUUCAGUCAUGUGUGCUUGUUUGCCCAGUCAGCACUGGGUCUGCGCUAUGGAGAACUUGAGUGCCUUAUGAAGUGCUCUUCUGACUGGUCUUUGAAAAGCAAUGGUCUCUUGGGUGUCAGAGUUGCAUUUAGGAGAGUUACUGCCCUAGAAGGACUAUCUGGGAGUUGCUCUUUACUUGAAGUCUGGGCGUGUAAUGUACUGUGGAGAACAGUUGUCAGUGUAACUAUGCUUUUAUCAAACUAAAUGCUGUUUUUCCCCUUUCAGUUUGAAUUCUCCUCCAAGCAAAAUACCCCUUCAAGCUCCUUUAUGCCACUCCAAUUGCCUGUAUCAGAGAUUACACAAUAUAAGAAAAGCUGCGUGUUCAGAGGCAUCUGUGCAUGAGGAGAAGUUUGUUCUAUGGCCUCGGAGCUGGGUGCCAGGGAGGAUGGCAGCUGCUCAGAGCUGGCAAAACCCCUUUAUCUGCAGUACCUGGAGAAAGCUCUGCGAUUGGAUCAGUUUUUACGACAGACGUCUGCCAUCUUUAACAGGAAUAUAUCCAGUGAUGAAAGUGAGGAUGGAUUGGAUGACAAUCCUUUGUUGCCUCAAUCUGGGGAUCCCCUGAUGCAAGUUAAGGAAGAGCCUCCAAAUGCUUUGCUUGGGGAAUCUUCUGGAGUAGGGAAUUCAGGAGUGCUGAACACACAUUCCCUGAAUGGAGUACUGCAGCCAGAGCCAAAGUCUGAAAAAGGAAGCUUGUAUAACUUUUCUAAACUGAAGAAAAGCAGAAAGUGGCUGAAGAGUAUCCUUCUGAGUGAUGAUUCCAGUGACACAGAUUCUCCAAGUGAUGAGGAUGGAGAGGAUGAAGAAGAAUUUUCUCUUUCAAGGGAGGAGCUUCACAAUAUGCUGCGAUUACACAAAUAUAAGAAACUACAUCAAAGUAAAUAUAGCAAAGACAAAGAGUUGCAGCAAUACCAGUACUACAGCGCAGGACUGCUGUCUACGUACGAUCCUUACUAUGAGCAGCAGCGCCACCUGCUAGGGCCCAAGAAAAAGAAGUUUAAAGAAGAGAAAAAAUUGAAAGGAAAGUUGAAAAAAGUAAAGAAAAAGAGGAGACGGGAUGAAGAUCUGUCUUCGGAGGAGUCACCGGAACACCACCAUCACCAGACCAAAGUUUUUGCCAAGUUUUCUCAUGACACACCACCACCUGGGUCCAAGAAAAAGCACAUGUCUAUUGAACAACUUAAUGCUCGUCGGCGAAAAGUGUGGCUUAGCAUUGUUAAAAAGGAGUUGCCAAAGGCAUACAAACAAAAAGCAUCAGCACGCAACCUUUUCCUUACCAACAGCAAAAAGCUUGCUCAUCAGUGCAUGAGAGAGGUACGUCGAGCUGCUCUCCAGGCCCAGAAAAACUGUAAGGAAACUCUACCACGGGCACGUCGUCUUACCAAGGAGAUGCUUCUCUAUUGGAAAAAAUAUGAAAAGGUAGAAAAAGAGCAUCGCAAACGGGCUGAGAAAGAGGCUCUGGAGCAACGCAAGCUGGAUGAGGAGAUGAGAGAGGCUAAAAGGCAGCAGCGAAAACUUAACUUCCUGAUCACACAAACUGAAUUAUAUGCCCAUUUUAUGAGUCGUAAGCGAGAUAUUGGGCAUGAUGGAAUACAGGAGGAAAUCCUACGCAAACUGGAAGACAGCUCUACCCAAAGGCAGAUUGAUAUUGGAGGAGGAGUAGUGGUCAACAUUACCCAGGAAGAUUAUGAUAGUAACUAUUACAAGGCCCAAGCUCUGAAGAAUGCUGAGGAUGCUUACCAGAUUCACCAAGCCCGGACUAGAUCAUUUGAUGAAGAUGCAAAGGAAAGUCGAGCAGCUGCUUUACGGGCUGCUAACAAGUCUGGUACUGGCUUUGGGGAGAGCUACAGUUUAGCAAAUCCUUCUAUCCGGGCAGGAGAAGAUAUUCCACAGCCUACUAUUUUCAAUGGGAAACUGAAAGGUUACCAACUGAAAGGCAUGAAUUGGCUGGCAAACCUAUAUGAACAGGGCAUCAAUGGAAUCCUGGCAGAUGAAAUGGGUUUGGGUAAAACAGUACAAAGUAUUGCUCUCCUUGCACACCUGGCUGAAAGAGAGAACAUCUGGGGACCUUUUUUAAUAAUCUCGCCUGCAUCUACUCUUAACAACUGGCACCAGGAGUUUGCCAGAUUUGUUCCUAAAUUUAAGGUGCUACCUUACUGGGGAAAUCCUCAUGAUAGAAAGGUCAUUAGGAAGUUCUGGAGUCAGAAGACAUUGUAUACUCAGGAUGCUCCUUUCCACGUGGUGAUUACCAGUUACCAACUGGUAGUACAGGAUGUGAAGUAUUUCCAGCGAGUGAAGUGGCAAUACAUGGUGCUGGAUGAAGCACAAGCGCUCAAGAGUAGCUCCAGUGUUCGCUGGAAGAUCCUACUGCAGUUCCAGUGUCGAAAUAGAUUGUUAUUGACGGGGACCCCAAUCCAGAACACAAUGGCUGAGCUGUGGGCCCUGCUGCAUUUUAUCAUGCCAACAUUGUUCGAUUCCCAUGAAGAGUUCAAUGAGUGGUUUUCUAAGGACAUAGAAAGUCAUGCAGAGAACAAAUCUGCCAUUGAUGAAAACCAGCUAUCCCGCUUACACAUGAUCCUGAAGCCUUUCAUGUUGAGAAGAAUCAAGAAAGAUGUGGAAAAUGAACUGUCAGAUAAGAUUGAGAUUCUUAUGUACUGCCAGCAGACAAGUCGACAGAAGCUGUUGUAUCAAGCCCUGAAAAAUAAAAUCUCUAUUGAUGACCUCUUGCAAUCUUCAAUGGGCACUACUCAGCAAGCACAGACCACUACUAGUAGUCUCAUGAAUCUAGUCAUGCAGUUCAGGAAGGUGUGCAAUCACCCGGAGCUAUUUGAGCGACAAGAAACUUGGUCUCCAUUUCACAUCUCCUUAAAGCCAUACCCAAUUUCAAAGUUCAUCUACCGUCAUGGACAGAUCAGGGUCUUCAACCACUCACGGGACAGGUGGUUACGGGUUUUACUUUCGCCAUUUGCACCAGACCACAUCCAGCAGUCUCUCUUCCAUAGGAAGGGCAUCAAUGAAGAAAGCUGUUUCUCUUUCCUCCGGUUUAUUGAUGUCUCGCCAGCAGAAAUGGCAAACCUCAUGAAUCAGGGACAUUUAGCCAGAUGGUUAGCUCUUUUCCUGUCUCUGAAAGCCUCCUACAGGCUCCAUCAUUUGCGCUCCUGGAUGGAACCAGAAAGAGAGAAACAGCAGGGCUCACACUGUCUCAAGAACAAGGAUUUCUUGCUUGAUGUAAAUUUCCCACUGUCUUUCCCUAACUUGCACAGCUGCACUUUGCUGCAGAACCUUGUGUUCAGUAGCCACUGUAAAGCAGUUACUGGCUAUUCAGAUCAUGUCAUACAUCGAAGGAGAUCAGCUACCUCAUGUGUACGGUGCUGCCAGGUGACUGAGCUGCCGUCCUUCCUGUGCAUAGCCAGUCCACGGGUAACAGCUGUGCCACUGGAGUUCUAUUGCAAUGAUCGAAGUGCAGAAUACGAGCGCAGAGCACUAAGGGAAGGAGGAAGUCUUGAAGCAAAGCAGUGUUUAGUCAAUGGAGCCCCUGAGCUAGCAGCUGACUGGCAGAAACAAAGCUCCCAGUUCUUCCCAGAAUAUCCAGGAGGACUGUUGGGGAUCAGGCCUCAGAACGGCUGGUCUUUCAUCAGGAUACCAGACAAGGAGAGUCUGAUCACCGACAGUGGAAAACUUCAUGCUCUUGAUCUUCUGUUGACAAGGCUGAAAUCUCAAGGGCACAGAGUUCUUAUCUACUCUCAGAUGACACGGAUGAUUGACUUACUGGAGGAAUAUAUGGUUUAUAGGAAGCAUACCUACAUGAGAUUGGAUGGUUCUUCAAAGAUUUCUGAACGAAGGGAUAUGGUAGCGGAUUUUCAAAACAGGAAUGACAUUUUUGUGUUCCUGUUAAGCACAAGAGCUGGAGGGCUGGGCAUUAACCUUACCGCUGCAGAUACGGUAAUUUUCUAUGACAGUGAUUGGAAUCCAACAGUAGACCAGCAAGCCAUGGACCGGGCACAUAGGUUGGGACAGACAAAACAAGUCACUGUGUACAGAUUGAUAUGUAAAGGCACCAUUGAGGAGCGAAUCUUACAAAGAGCUAAGGAAAAGAGUGAGAUCCAACGAAUGGUAAUUUCAGGUGGCAAUUUCAAACCUGACACUUUGAAGCCAAAAGAGGUGGUCAGUCUUCUACUAGACGAUGAAGAACUAGAAAAGAAAUUGCGUCAGCGCCAAGAGGAGAAGCGACAGCAAGAAGAAACAAAUCGUGUGAAGGAACGUAAACGUAAAAGGGAAAAAUAUGCUGAAAAGAAGAAAAAGGAGGAUGAAUUGGAUGGGAAGAGAAAGAAAGAGGGCAUGAACCUUGUGAUCCCGUUUGUUCCCUCAGCUGAUAACUCCAACCUGUCCGCUGAUGGGGAUGAUUCCUUUGUCAGUGUAGACUCUGCCAUGCCCAGUCCUUUCAGUGAGAUAUCCAUCAGCAGUGAGCUACAUAUGGGCUCUAUCCCUCCUGAUGAGAGCAGCAAUGAUAUGCUUGUGAUUGUGGAUGAUCCAGCUUCUUCAGCACCUCAGUCGAGGGCAACAAACUCUCCUGCUUCCAUUACUGGCUCGGUUUCAGACACCAUAAAUGGAGUUUCAGUGCAAGAUACACCUCUCACUGGCAGAGGCCAGUCAAGUCGAAACCGCGGUCGUCCUAAAGGAGGGAAUGCUGGAUCUAAGGGCACCGGGAAGAGCAGAAGCCGGAAAUCGAUAGCAGGAAGCGCGGCUGCAAUGGCAGGGGCCAAAGCCGGGGCGGCAGCAGCCUCUGCAGCGGCGUAUGCAGCGUACGGGUACAGUGUCUCCAAAGGCAUGUCUUCAAGUAGCCCUCUACAAACAGCAAUUAUUCGGCCUUCUGGACUGGCAGAUUUUGGACCUUCAAGCGCCUCUUCUCCUUUGAGUUCGCCUCUGAGCAAAGGAAACAGUGUUUGUGGCACCCCCAAAAGCUUAAACCUGACCAGCAGUCUUGUAUCAGAAACUGCCAUUCGGAAGCAAAGCAAAGGUGCCCACACCUCAGGUGCUCGGUAGUAAUUUUGAACCCCCAAAGUUUGUCUAAACUGCGUUGGCUAUUGGAGAAGACCACCCUGCAAGCUGAAGGCAUGCAAAUGAAUGCCUUGUGCUGUCAUGCAGCUGUGUGAAAAGAAAAUCAAAGCACAAUAGGAAUGGGUGGUUUAUGUGAGCACUUUGAUUAUGUGUAUCCCAAAUAAUUAUCUUUGCAGACACUGCGAGAAGGAUGGAAAGGGGUCUGGAGAGAGUGUCAGAUGUGGUUUUAUGAUGUAUAUCUGACAGAGAUUCCUGAGAAAGCAUCCAGGUACUCCAUGCAAAAUCCCGAAGCUGUGUGUAACUUGAAGUCACACCAGUGUAUUUUCUCUCUUGUAGCUUGAGGUGGAACUCAGCUUUAGUUUUAUUCAAUGAAAUCGGUAUCUGAAUGCCAGAGUCAGAAGACAUUUCUGUACUGGGAGCUGGUUGGUGUACGUGCAGGGGCUAACUGGGGGCCUAGCUGAGGACAUGGUGUGAUCAAAAAAAUCUUGUAUUCUUCUAAUGUGGACCUCUGGUUAGUUUUUUUUGUUUGUUUGUUUAUUUUUUUGUUUUCUUGAAGGUUUGAAAUGCAAAGGAGGGUAUCUCAGGGGGUUUCUGGGGAGCAGAUUCUUGUCAGCACAGUUUGUCAAGAACAGGGGAAGAGCUCUGACAGGUCUAGUGGGAGCAGCAGCACUGCCUCUGCUUUGUACAGUGGAAGAAGCCACAAGCCAGUGGUUUGGUUUGUGUUUCAGAGUUCUUACCAGUGUGAGCAUUCACUGUACUUAGAAUGAUUUUUCUCAUUUUUGAGGUGUGCUGAGCUCGUAAAGGCUCAGGAACAUAAUCAGGCUCUACUUGUACAGAUCUCAAGAAGAGGGAAAGCUGCAGUGCCGAGGAAGAGUUUGCUGCUGUUCCUCUCACUGUGCCAUAGCAGAGCAUGGUUCUGCAGCUAGCAGCUCUGCGAGCGGAGUGAUGAAAAACAGCACUGAGAAAGAGAACUGUGCCAUUCCCCUUUCCAGCCAAAUCCUGGGGAGAAAAUUUGUCUUGUAUCCCAGCCAUCCAUUGAUUGUUCUUCCAGUGUGUUUUCCCUUCAUCUUUGUGAUCAUCAGACGUAGCUUGGUUGAGUUCCCUGCCAUGUGCAGGUACUGGUAGCCGUCUCCCAUAGGCUGAUAGAAGCAGGGCUGCCAGUGCCCAUCUGUGUUCUCAUUCUCCUAUUGCUCCUUCUCCUUCCUCAAUGCACAAACCCCUCUGUAGGCCCUUGCUUUGCUGUAAGCAUUGUCUGCAUUGCACUGAGAUGUAGGUGUGGGGCAGUUCUUCUGUCUGACACAUUGAAUUAAAAGGCUGUUCUGCCAGGGCACUUUCAAUCCAUCAAGAGAGAAGCAAGUUAUGAGUUGCAGGUCUGGGCUAUGACAGUGGAAGAUGACUUAUUAUUAUUAUUAUUUUAUUUUUUUUCCAACCCCGAAUCCUUUGCCUGGCGUCCUACAGUGUGGAGCAAGUGCUUCCUGUUGGCUCUGCCUCUAAUUUGCACACCUGAAAAUAGCAGAACUGAGCUUAGUUAGAUUGAUUUUUAAACAGAUUUGCAGGGGAUAAUUGAGGGAGAGAUUGUGUUUAAUUAACUCAUCGAAGAUUUCUCCCUUCCCCUUGUAUUCACAUGUAUAUAUGAUAGUUAGAGGGAAUCAGACAAAUGCCAAGCCUUUUUUUCUCUUUGAAUGUGCUGUCUAUUUUUAUAACUGAACUUGUACAUAUGUAUAAAGAGAGACACACCUUUCUUUUACUAACUGGAGAAGAAAAUCUUAAAUAAAAUGGAGUGAGAUAAUUUUAUGUAAA
Messenger RNA from Tympanuchus pallidicinctus (lesser prairie-chicken), 8183 nucleotides. RefSeq names its product INO80 complex ATPase subunit (gene INO80). Gene Ontology annotation, molecular function: ATP hydrolysis activity; ATP binding; ATP-dependent chromatin remodeler activity. Gene Ontology annotation, cellular component: Ino80 complex; nucleus. The record is from RefSeq and is a predicted model, not a curated record. Lineage: Eukaryota; Metazoa; Chordata; Aves; Galliformes; Phasianidae. The transcript is spliced from 36 exons. Gene Ontology annotation, biological process: DNA repair; DNA-templated transcription; chromatin remodeling. Bases 1686 to 6368 code for a protein of 1560 amino acids.